Messenger RNA from Anguilla anguilla (European eel), 7275 nucleotides. RefSeq names its product nuclear receptor coactivator 3-like. Gene Ontology annotation, cellular component: nucleus. The record is from RefSeq and is a predicted model, not a curated record. Bases 215 to 4699 code for a protein of 1494 amino acids. The transcript has 24 exons. Gene Ontology annotation, biological process: positive regulation of transcription by RNA polymerase II; cellular response to hormone stimulus. Lineage: Eukaryota; Metazoa; Chordata; Actinopteri; Anguilliformes; Anguillidae. Gene Ontology annotation, molecular function: nuclear receptor binding; protein dimerization activity.
ACCCAGAAACCAUGUCGCUCAGGCACAAGCUGGCUUCUUGCGCUAAGGGAGUGUUUCCCAUUUAAACAAACACAGGGCUGAAGAUGGCGGAGAGUUAAUAGUGGAAAAAAGAAACUGGUGUGCUGAAAGGAAUACGUUGGAAUUGGAUGUGAAGCUGAAUGAAGCUUGGUUUCGUCAUUCUCCACUGCUGAAGAGGUGCUGAUAUGUGUACAAGAUGAGCGGACUGGGAGACAACUCCUUGGAGCCGCUCUGCUCGGACCGAAAACGCAAGCUCUCCACCUGUGACACGCCCGGACUCGGGUGCGACAAGAGACGGCGGGAGCAGGAGAGCAAGUACAUCGAGGAGCUGGCCGAGCUGAUCUCCGCCAACCUCGGCGACAUCGACAACUUCAACGUCAAGCCGGACAAGUGCGCCAUCCUCAAGGAGACGGUGCGGCAGAUCCGACAGAUUAAAGAGCAAGGGAAAGCCUCCUCUAACGAUGAUGACGUUCAGAAGGCUGACGUGUCCUCCACGGGUCAGGGGGUCAUUGACAAGGACCAUCUGGGGCCACUUCUACUGCAGGCCCUGGACGGCUUCCUCUUUGUGGUCAACCGAGAAGGCAGCAUCGUCUUUGUGUCGGACAACGUGACGCAGUACCUGCAGUACAAACAGGAAGAGCUGAUUAACACCAGCGUCUACAACAUCCUCCACGAGGGCGACCAGGAGGAGUUCCACAAGAACCUGCCCAAGUCCAACAUGAACGGUGUGUCCUGGGGGGCUGAGGCGCCCAGACAGAAGAGCCACACGUUCAACUGCCGCAUGCUGGUGAAGUACUGCCACGGCCCUCCAGAGGAGGGCGCCAGCAGCCCGCGCUAUGAGACCAUGCAGUGCUUCGCCCUCACCCAGCCCAAAGCCAUGAUGGAGGAGGGGGAAGACCUGCAGUCCUGCAUGAUCUGCGUGGCCCGCCGGGUGACCGCCGUGGAGAGGACCGAGAGCUUCAUCACCCGACACGAGCUCUCAGGCAAGCUGAUCCAGAUCGACCACAACUCCCUGCGCGCCUCCAUGCGGCCCGGCUGGGAGGACCUGUGGCGCAGGUGCAUCCAGAUGUUCCUGCACCACAGCGAGGGCCAGCCCUGGUCACACCGCCGGCACUACCACGAAGCCUUCCUGCAGGGCCACGCCGAGACCCCCCUGUACCGCUUCUCCCUGUCCGACGGGUCUCCGGUCACAGCGCAAACCAAGAGCAAGCUGUGCCGCCACAGUAUGACCAAUGAGCCUCAGGGCUUCAUAUCCACACACCUGCUGCAGAGGGAGCAGAAUGGAUAUCGCACCAGCCAGGCUGGCAUGAUGCAGGGCGGAAUGAGGCCGCAGGGAAUGGGCAACGCCAACCCCAACCCCAACCCCAAUGCCCAAAUGAACAUGCCCCCUGGCGGCGGGAUGGGCAUGGGCAUGAACAGGGGCUAUGGCAUGAACGAGCAGGGUCACAUGGGCCAAACGGGAAACUCCAUGUACAGUGGCAGCAACAGGAUGAUGCAGAUGAAUCAAGUCAACCAGAUGAAUCAGAUGAAUCAGAUGAAUCCAAUGAAUCAAAUGAAUCCAAUGAACCAGAUGAAUCCAAUGAGUCAGAUGAAUCAGAUGAACCAAAUGAAUCAGAUGAAUCACCUAGGACCCGGAAUGCCGCAGCAGCAGCAGCAUCCUCCCUUCCAGGGCGGGGCAUAUGGGCUGGGCAUGAACAGCCCCUCCCAGAGCAGUCCAGGCAUGAACGUCCCCCAGCAGAACCUCAUGAUGUCCCCCAGGACGCGAGGGAGUCCAAAAAUGGGUGCCAGCCAGUUCUCUCCAGGAGGGAUGCCCUCUCCCAUGGGCCCGGGCAGCUCUGGAGGAGGGGGAGGAGGUGGGGGCCCAGGGGGGAGCAGCACCUUCUCCAGCAGCUCCCUCAACGCACUGCAAGCCAUCAGCGAAGGGGUGGGCAACUCGCUGUCGUCUGCUCUGACCUCACCAGCACACAAGCCCGACAGCUCUCCCAGCAUCAACUCCUCGCAACAACAGCAGCAGCAGGCUCAGUGUAAGCCAGGUCAUGUGGACUCCAAAAGCCCAUACAGUGCUGGUGGGGACCACCACCACCACCUGCACCAUCACCACCACACCCCCUCCGCUGACAACACCGGGGAGAGGCCCGACAGCCAGGCGGGCCUCCACGGCAGCAAGGAGGGCGGCGAGAAGGCCCCAGCGGGCCCCGCCAGCACCGAACCCCACAGGCGGGUCCCCGAGAGCAAGGGCCACAAGAAGCUCCUGCAGCUCCUGACCACGCCCACUGAGGAGCUGGGCCUCGGAUCCAGCGGCGGACCGCCCGCUCCCCCGGCCGCUGUCAGCACCCCCGCGGCUGCCGAUACCAAGGAUCCCGCCGGCUGCGUCACCAGCCCCACAUCCACCGGAGUCUCCUCCUCCUCUUCCUCCUCUGGGCAGGCCUCCGGGGGUGUGUCCUCCUCCGGCUCCGCCCACUACGCCGCCUCCCUGCAAGAGAAGCACAAGAUCCUCCACAAGCUCCUGCAGAACGGGAACACCCCGGACGAGGUGGCCAAGAUCACAGCCGAGGCCACGGGCAAGGCGUCGGGCCAGGCCCACGAGCCGGCGGGGGCGGAGCCGGGCGGGGCAGGGGCCGCGGGCGGGGGCUCAUCGGGGCCGGGGGCCACGGACACCAAGCAGGAGCAGCACAGCCCCAAGAAGGAGAAGACCCACGCCCUGCUGCACUACCUUCUGAACAAGGAUGACUCCAAAGAGCCCGCCGACAUCAAGCCAAAGCUGGAGGACCUGGAGGGCAAGGCCGGCCCGGGGGCCUGCAGCGGCUCCGCCAUCGCCGCCUCCACCCCCGAAAACGUGGAGAACAAGAUCAAGACUGAGCCCAGCGACGAGCUGGACACCCUAGAGACCAUCUUAGGAGGCCUGAGGAACUCCGGUUCCGGGUUCUACCCCGAGGCAGGAGCAGGAGGGGGAACCGACGGCGGCAGCAAGCGGCAGAACUGCCCUGACGACGGCGCACAGGGCAUGCCGACGGGCCCGCGCGCCCCGUUCCAGAGGGCCGUGUCCGUGGACGGGAAGCCGACCGGCGGGACGGGCGGGGCGGGGCGGCGCAGCGCCCCCUGUUCCAUGCUCAUCAAGCAGGAGAACAUGGACAGCCAGCGCAUGAUCGGGGGCCCCGAAAACUUCCCAGGGAACAUGGGAAUGAUGAACAGGGGAAUGGGCGUUCCCCAGCGCUCUCCCAUGGGCGGCUCCGGCGAUUGGGGGAUGUCGAGGUCGAGCGGCAGUCCGGUCGGGUCCGCGGGACACCCUUCCAUGAUCCGCCCCGGGAUGGACUACAACUCCAAAGCCAUGAUGGGAAGUCCCAUGGUGGGCAGGUCAAACACUGUUCCAGGCAACAGGUCAAUGCUGCAGCAGCAGCUGAUGGAAAUGGGUCCGAAUGACAUGAACAUGGGCAUGAGUCCCUUCAGCCAGCAGGGACCCAGCCAGUCCCCCUCCUGGUCUGAUGGUGUGAUGGGAAUGGACAACAGCCACAGCAGGCCGCAGUUUGGGAACCCCCUGGACGAGCUGCUGGUGCCCCCCUCCACCAGCGAGGGGCAGAGCGACGAGCGGGCCCUCCUGGACCAGCUGGACUCGCUGCUCAACAACACGGACGUGAUGGCGCUGGAGGAGAUCGACCGCGCGCUGGGCAUCCCGGAUCUGGUCAGCCAGGGGCAGGGCGGGGAGCAGCAGACAGAGCCUUUCCCUGGGCAGGAUCCCUCCAUGGUGAUGGAGCAGAAGCCCAUGUACAGCCAGGGCUACCCAGGCCCCCCGGGCAUGGCAAUGCAGCCGGGCUACAGCAGCAACCCCAUGCAGGGCCAGCCGGGCGGCUUCAACCCCAUGAUGAACCAGAUGGGCCCGCAGGGCAACUUCCCCAUGGCGGGCAUGCACCCCCGCGCCAGCAUGCGCCCCCGCAUGAUCAGCGCCGCCAAGCCCAUGCGACUGCAGCUGCAGCAGAGACUGCAAGGCCAGCAGUUCAUGAACCAGAGUCGCCAGGGCAACGCAGCAGGGGGGAACCCUGUGCUUCGACCGGGCAUGCAGCCAGGCAUGGGAGCACAGCCUGGGUUCCUGAAUGCCCAGAUGAUGGCACAGAGGAGCAGAGAGAUCAUGAACCACCAGCUGAGGAGGCAGAGGAUGAUGAUUCUGAUGCAACAGAAGCAGCAGCAGGCUGCGGCCGCCGCCGCGGGGGGGUUCAGCCCUCCUCCCAACGUCACCGCCCCCGCCGGGAUGGACAACCCAAUGGGUGGGCCCCCCAUGAACCAGCCGGGACAGCAGCAGUUCGCCUAUGGGGGUAACUAUGGGAUGAGCCAGCAGGGGGACCCCUCAUUUGUCCGUUCAGCUGGCAGCCCGCCCAACGCGAUGAUGUCAGGUCGCCUGGGCCCGCCUCAGAAUCCCAUGAUGCAACAGCACCCCCAGGGCGGCCCCAUGUACCAGACAGCAGAGAUGAAGGGCUGGCCACAGGGAGGCAUGCCCCGAAAUAAUUCGUACCCCCAGCAGCAGUUUGCCCAGCAGGGGAACCCGGGCUCAUACGGGGCCAUGAUGAUGAAUGGGGCCAUGCCAGUCAACGGCAGCGGGGGCCAUAUGGGGCAGAUGCCAGGGCAGAUGGGCAUGAAUCCCAUGGGUAUGGGGCGGAUGCCAAUGGGACCUGAUCAGAAGUAUUGCUGAGCUGGGAGCAGAGCCGCCUGUGUGCUAGCGGAGAGUCACUGUGAACCCUGCGGAGAAGCGCAUGCUCUGUGUGUGCAGGCUGCCUCUCUCUGCCCAUUUUAACAGACUGAGCCCUGCUCCUCCACUCCUGGCCCAAUAUGUGCAGUUUCUCACCUUAAGGACAAACCCCACAGGAUAUAGAGUACAACGUGCUGACACGUGGUGGGUGGGGCUACUACAUAUGUAAAUGUGAGACUGUGACACACACACACGCACACACACACAUGCACAUGAUGUGCGGCUCUCAUGUCUUCAGAGUCUAUAUCUAGUUUUUUGGAGGGGGGGUCUUAAUCUCUUGGCUGUGUCUUUUCCCCGCUGGAGGUACCUUCACUAACCUGACUACAUGGAAAAUGGUUUCAUCCAACACCGCGUGAAAAGGUCGCCUCAUAUGUAGAAUGUACAUCAUGCAGUAUUUAGCCUUUGAUGUGGGAACACUCACUUUGAAAUACGAUGGGUUAAGGUACUACGCAAAAAGAUUUUAGUUGCGGUUGCACUUUACGGAAAGGUUGAUAUUGGAAGGAUUGUUGCAAUAUUUCUUGGUCAUUAUAGCCUUAUUCAAAAAUUAAUGCACACAGCAAACCUUGUCAUUCUUUUGUUUUUCUUUCUUUUCUAAACGGGGACCCAUUUAAAUUGAAAAAAGGUUAUAAAUGAAAAGCAGUAAGCACAGAUGUCUAUAUUAUGCAGAUUUAAGCAAUAAUCUCUAUGCUUUAGGCUGAAAUUGACAUGGAGCAUCCUCUACUCAAAGCAAAGGUACUGCAGUAUUACAUGUGAUGUCACACAUUUUGAAUUUUCCUGUCUGUGAAUAUGAAUUGUAAAUAUGCUUAAAAUGUAUUAUAUGCUUUUGUAGGUCACAUACCAUUUUUGCACAGAUUGUAAGGCUUGAUAUUUAAAGUAUAAUUUUCUUAUUCUCUGUCUUGUAGGUCAAUACAGCUUUUAUUUCCAAUAUUUCAGUUUGGGAAGUAAAAGGAAGGGGGCCCUCUUUCACCAGUACUCAUAUUUAAGUAUGUAUUUCGAAAGCUGAAACAGCAAGGCCAUUUUAUUCUUUUAAGAAAGGCACUUUUUUAUUUCUGAAAUUAUAAUCAUGAAAUUGUUUUGUUUCCAGGAGGGUAGUUAAAGUGCUGAGUUGUAGUGUGAGCUUGUACUUUGAGAUUGCAUUUUAACAUAGCAAAGACCUUUUUAUAAACUUUCUCAACCAUACAUGUGAGACUAACAAGUAAGGCACACACAGGAUAUUCCCAGUCUGAUGAUUGUGGGGACUUCUGGUAACUGUGUAUGCAGAAGGUUGCAUUUAGGGACAGGCUUAUUUUUGGUUUUGGAUUAGCAUUGUACACACCUAGUACACAUCUGAUAAAUACUCCAUUCCUUUCUGGCAAUUCCAGUUUCACCCAUUUGCUGUGCCCUAGUCUUCUCUAAGCUUUGUCUGUGCAUUCUCACCAUAAUAAUCUAGUUUACCACUCAAAAUGGAGUUCAAAUCCAAGUCCAUCACCUGUCUUAAGAAGCUGUACAAAUAUCUGUGAGAAACCAGGGUUUGAAGGUAGGGCUAUAAACACAGUCCUGUGAGAGCUUUACCUGGUUUGGGACAGACUGUGAAACAUGCUUUCAUUUAACUUAGCGGUGCUUAUAUUAGGAUUCAGAAAAAGGGUUGAGAUGGAGGAUGUUUUUAUCUAUUUAAUUAUUCUCCUACCUUAGUCUUUAAGGUCCCUUUGGGCCUUUUUAUUUUCAUUUAAUUUUGAUUUGCCUUUCUUUACACUUGAUACUCUGAGAGGUCUACCUUGUAAGACAUGCGGAAUCCAAAGAUUUUUUUUUUUCCCCUGUGUUUCAAAUAGUUUCUGGUGUUGAUGGUCUACAUGCAUUUCUGCAUGUGUACGUUAGGGUACACACGCAGAUGCAUAUGAAUAUAUAUUAUAUUAUUUUGUAUAUUGUAUGAUACAGUGUAGAAUUAAUCUGUUUUUCGGUCUGCAAUGCUCAUGCUUAUUUUGCUCAUUGUCUUCAAAUAAAUGGCCAGUGAACAGCCUCUGGCAGUGUUGCAGGGGAAGAGGGUGUUUUAGAGACUCUUUGCUGGUGAACCCUAUGUCUGUUUAUCAAAAGUUGCAGUGAAAUUUAAACUCAUUGAGAAAGCAAGACUAAACGUUAACCCAUCUAUUAGAAUGACACCAGAAUUGCAAGUGUUAAAAGACAAUUGCUGUCUUUUUAAUUUCAUAGGAUUUUUUUUUUUUUUUGAAGUAACAGUAAGGACUGGGUUUGCUUCUUCAAAAAAUGAAGCUGAGUGGAUUUUUUAAUAAUUAUUCUUAAUGAAGUAAAUUCAAAAGAUAGAAAUGCAUACAAAAAAUACAGCAGGACAUCUGUCUAUGCUCCGCUUUUAAUGAUUGAAAAAAUAAAAAAAUCCUCCUUGCUCUGUACUCUUUGUUAAACGAAAAAGAGAAAAAGUAACAUUAAAAUUAUGCCGUCAUAAUUUCAGGAUGUAAAUUACUGUUGCAUUUUUUUCUUACUUGUUUCUUGAUGUUAAUAUUGAUGUAAAUACAAAUUUCUAUUUAAAA